ACGUGUAGGUGGUUCCAGGAGCAACAGGAACGGCUGUGGAUCCGGUAAUGUGAAGGUCUGUUUGCCAGGUGACCGGGGUUUUUCUUGAGCGCGUGCGGGCGUGUGCGUGGCUCUCUGGGGCGUUAAGAAGAAAACUGAUUGGAAAAGCAACAUUUGCACAUCUGCUCCAAUCUGAUGCCUCUGCCAGUGGCAUUGCAGUCCCGCCUGGCCAGGCGAGGCCUGCUGAAGCAUGUAGAACCUGAGCCGGAAGAGGAAAUAAUUGCAGAAGAUUAUGAUGAUGAUCACGUUGAUUAUGAAGCCACAAGAAUGGAGAGCCUGCCACCAAACUGGUACAAAGUCAUCGACCCAGUUUGCUGCCUGCCUUAUUAUUGGAACAUAGAAAGUGAUCUCGUUUCAUGGCUCUCGCCUAACGAUCCCAACUCGGUGAUGACCAAAGCAGCCAAAAAACUGAAGAACAGCUUAGAUGCUGAAAGCAAGGCAGAACGCUUCCAUGAUAAGGUAGAGCGUGAAGAGGUGAAGGAACGUCGCUAUCACCGGCGGGAAGAAUUGGCCCCCUAUCCUAAGAGCAAAAAGGCAAGCCGAAAAGAUGAAGAACUUGAUCCCAUGGACCCCAGCGCUUACUCCGACGCUCCUCGGGGAACCUGGUCCACGGGGCUGCCCAAGCGGAAUGAAGCCAAGACCGGUGCAGAUACCACGGCCGCCGGUCCACUCUUCCAGCAGCGCCCUUACCCAAGCCCUGGGGCUGUCUUGCGUGCGAAUGCAGAAGCUUCUCGAGCCAAGCAGCAGGACUGAGAUGCCCGCUGCUCCUUUUAUCCUUGAAUGUAUUUGGUCAUUACGUUCUGAAAGGCCUGCUGCAAGAGCAGGGCUCCCUCCGGACUGCAGACCGGGCCAGUGGCAGCCUUUCCAGAUCUUUACUACAACUCUGGCAUGUCAGUGGUAAAGAGAUGCUGGUUUUUAUAGUUCAGAGGCUUCUGAAAGGCUGUAAGUUCCCAACAUCUUUGGGGCUUUGGAGAGGCGGGUUUUUU
This is a messenger RNA of Protobothrops mucrosquamatus (brown spotted pit viper), 1025 nucleotides long. It is a transcript of the gene PQBP1, whose product is annotated as polyglutamine binding protein 1. Gene Ontology annotation, cellular component: plasma membrane; cytosol. The transcript is spliced from 7 exons. The coding region runs from base 175 to 792 and encodes 205 amino acids. Gene Ontology annotation, molecular function: lipid binding; protein binding. Lineage: Eukaryota; Metazoa; Chordata; Lepidosauria; Squamata; Viperidae. The record is from RefSeq and is a predicted model, not a curated record.